Molecule: messenger RNA, 771 nt
Organism: Magnolia sinica
Lineage: Eukaryota; Viridiplantae; Streptophyta; Magnoliopsida; Magnoliales; Magnoliaceae
Product: small ribosomal subunit protein eS24z-like
Exons: 5
Coding region: 57-473 (138 amino acids)
Biological process (GO): translation
Cellular component (GO): ribosome
Molecular function (GO): structural constituent of ribosome
Source: RefSeq, a predicted model, not a curated record
GCUUUGCUUCUGAGCUUCUACUUGGUGCAACAACAGCAACAUCACCAACAGGAAUCAUGGCAGAUACCAAGGCAGUUACCAUCCGUACAAGGAAAUUUAUGACCAACCGUCUCUUAUCUAGGAAACAGUUUGUUAUUGAUGUUCUCCACCCAGGGAGAGCUAAUGUAUCUAAGGUGGAGUUGAAGGAGAAAUUGGCGAGGAUGUACGAGGUCAAAGAUCCAAACUCAAUUUUUGUCUUCAAGUUCCGUACUCACUUUGGUGGCGGUAAAUCUACUGGAUUUGGUCUUAUUUAUGACUCCGUGGAGAAUGCAAAGAAGUUUGAGCCGAAGUACAGGCUCAUCAGGAACGGAUUAGCCACAAAGGUGGAGAAGUCACGAAAACAGAUGAAGGAGAGGAAGAAUCGGGCUAAGAAGAUACGCGGUGUCAAGAAGACGAAAGCAGGAGAUGCUGCAAAGGCCGGGAAGAAGAAAUGAAGUAGUGUGCUUGUUCUCCCAUUUAGUCUAUUUUUGGUCCUUUUUUGCUUUAGGACUUAAGAAUCUAUUGAGUGAUUUAUGUUAUUUCCGGUUUUGAGUUUCAUUGAUGAAGGAUGCAGCAUUAAGAACUGAAAUGUAGCAGUAACUAAGGCAGUACUUUUUUUAAUAUCAUCGGCAGUGUCUUCUUCCCCUCUUUGCCAGAGAUUUUGAGAAAUAGAAUCAUAGCAUGAAUAGUUUUAUGCUGAUGCACCAUCAUAUGCAAAUUGGGAGGGACAUCAUGUCCAUUGGUUUUAUGGUC